Adineta steineri is the source of this 5568-nucleotide messenger RNA. Lineage: Eukaryota; Metazoa; Rotifera; Eurotatoria; Adinetida; Adinetidae. The record is from the annotation of a GenBank genome assembly.
AUGAGUAACAAUAGCAAAGAAACGAUGACUAAAAAACAACAAGAUGAACUUACUUCAAGUUUUAAUAAUCUACCCUGGAGUCUCCCAUUAGGUUUCUCAUCAUUAUCACCAUUUGGUGCAUUUCCAGGUUUUGGUUUACCUACACCUAAUUUUCCUUCAUUGAACAGUUUUGCUUCAUCAUCAACAACUGGUUUUCCUCCUUCACUUCUAUCAAAUGAUUCGACUAAUCCAUCAAUACCAGCUGAUAUAUGGUCAAAUGGAUUAUCAGCAGCUAAUAAUUCUGUUGAUUACAAUGAGUAUGCUAAACAAUUAGGUUUUCUUAUGAAUGCAUUUACUGAACAACAACAACAACAGCAGCAGCAGCAACAACAACAACAAAUAGAUAAAUCAAAAACUUCAUCAACAUCUAAACAUUCAAAAACCAAACAAUCUCAUACUCCUUCAACAUCAUCUUCACCGGAUGUUCAUAAUAGUAAAAAACAUGGUGAUUCUCGUCGUUCAUCUUCAUCAAAUAAAUCUUCAUCACGUUCUAAAACAUCAUCAUCAAAUCCUCCUUCUUCUCUUCCUUCUUCUACUCCUAAUCUCUCAUCUUCAAACAAAACUUCUACAAAUAGUGAUUCAACUAUGCUUGAUCCAUUAGCAUUUGCUGCAGCUGCUGCUGUAGCUAGUGGUGGUCUAUCAUUUCCUUAUUUUCUUCCAUCGUUACUUUCACAAACACCUUCAACAACAGGAACGAAUAAUAAUCCUUCGACGUAUCCAUUUUCAAAUUUAUCAACAUCAUUGACAAAUCCAACUGCUGGUCUUUAUCCAUUUCUAUCACCUGAUUGGUUUACAUCAGCACCCCCAAUAGGAAAUAUAACUCCUGAUUCUAAACAAUCAAAAAAACGUUCAAAAUCAAUUCGAACAUUAACUGAAGAACAAGACAAAAAUUCUUCAAGUCUUCUUCAUUCAGCAUUAUCUGAUCCAAUAAAUGCUAAUGGUUUACGUUUAAGUCGUCGAAGUAGUACAAAUGAUACACCAAUUGAUGAUUCAAGAUCAAAUGAUGAUGAUGAUUCUGAUCCAAAUCCAAAACGAAAAAAAACUGAUGAAGUUAAUGAAACACUUGUACGAAUACCAUUAAAUCGCGGAUGGAAACGUGUAACAAUUGUUCGAGCAAUAACACGUACUGGUGUACGUGGUGAUGUUUCAUAUUAUGCACCAUGUGGAAGAAAAUUACGUUCAUUUCAAGAAAUUGAUCGAUAUUUAUCAAAAAAACAUAUAACAGAUUUAGAUCGAUCAAAUUUUACAUUUAGUUCAAAAGUACAUAUAGGAUUAUUUCAUGAACCAAAAGAAGGUCCCGAGGGAAAAACACUUUUUCAAGAAUCAACUGAAGAUGAAAUUGUUAAUCGUAUAUUAGAAAUAAAUCCAAAAUUUCGUCGAAUUGAAUCAGUUUCUAGUCCUUCUGUAACACCCAGUAAUGGUACAAAUGAUCAUCAUGAUGAUAAUAAUCGAAAAAUUCGUUUAGAACAAGAAGAAAUAUCUAAACGUGCAAGUGAAAUUAAAAAUAAACGUGAUACAAUGCAUUUAAUGCGUAAUGUAGCAAGUGAAAGUUCAAAAAUAUCUGAAUCACAAUAUCAACAUAAUGAAUUUAUUAAAGCUAUCAUUGAACAACAAAAAAUAGCUCAACAACAAGAAUAUGAAAAUAAACAAAAAAUGCAGCAAGAACAACAAGAACAAGAACGUAAACGUCAAGAACUUGUUUAUUUAAAACAAUUAGAAUUAAAAAAACGUCAUGAAGAAAAACUUUUAAUACUUGAACAACGUAAAGCAGAAAAGAAUGCACAACGUGAAAAGAAAAUUCAAGAAAAAUAUAUGGAAAUAGUUCUUGCAAAAGAAACAAAACGUAUUGCUGAAGAUAUGCAAUUAAGAGAUCUUAAACCAUUACCAAUAUUAAAACCGGUUGAAAAUAUGCGUUUAUCAAUUGAAGGAUUUGCAAAUUGUUUAAUGAUUAUUGAAUUUCUUAAUAAUUACAAACAUAUUCUUAAUAUUCCUGAUAAUUUAAUUCCAACAUUAAAUAAUUUACAACAAUCAUUAUUAAAUUCUUCAUUAUCAAGAGAUUUAAAUUCACUUUGUCAAAUAUUACUUCGUAUUGCAUUAGAAGAUCCAGGCAUUCCAAAUCCGAAAAAAGCUUUAACUAAUCUUGGACAAAAAUUAUCCGAAAUCGAUAUAACUGAACAUACAUUUGGAGAAAUUUUACGUAUAUAUAUAAGAGAACGUAAUGGGUUUGAUGAUAAAUUAACUCAAAGUUUAUCCGAUACAUCAUUUCAAACAUUAAUAGCUGAUGAAAAAGCAGAAAUUUUAGCAUUUUUAUGUAAUGAUUUAUCAACCAAUAAACGUGUAGUUGAUGAAAUUGAUCGUAAUCUUGAUGAAUUAACAAGUUUAAAACAUGAAAAAUGGGAAAUUGAAAAACGUUUACGUCGUUUAAAAUUAGAAAAAUAUAAUAAUCCAUCUAAUAGUAAUCCAAAUGUGAAAAAAAUGGCAACAUUAAUACGAGAAAAAGAUAUGAACAGUUCAGACAAUGAAAGUCCAGAUGAAAGUGAUACUGAAUCUAUAAAAAUUGAAGAUGAUACAGCAAUUACUAAUGAUCCAGCAACAACAACAGCUGAUGAUCAAGAUAUUGAAACACUUGAUGAAACAAAAAUCGAUGAUUUAGAUAAACGUUUAGCACUUGUUACACGAAAAUAUAUUUUAAUUAAACGUCGAGUUAUUGAUAAACAAUGUCGUACACGUGCACUUCAUCUUGGACAAGAUCGUUAUCGUCGUCGUUAUUGGUAUUUUUCACAUUUACCAGGAAUUUAUAUUGAAGGUCUGACAUCAGGUGACAUACCAGCAGAUAAUAUUCUAAAUAUUGUUGAAAAUGUCACUAAACAAAAACUUGAUAAUAAACCAAUCAUAACUGGAAAUGAAUGUAAUUCAUCAUCACGUUCAACACAACGUAAAAAACAACAACAACAACAGGCGAGAGUAACUAAUGUAACUCCACCACCAUUAUCUGUAAAUUCUAUUGAACAAUCUACUCCGAUUGAAUCGAAUAAAAUAAAAACGGAAAAUAGCGAUAACGAAGAAGAACAACAACAACAGCAACAGAUAAAUACAACAACUAAUACGACAGAAGAUUUCGCUACAAUGGAUUUAUCUGCUUUUUGUAUGGCAGCACAACGAGAUAAUGAUGUACAAGACGUUGCUACGGUAGUUGAGGAAAAAUCUAUUAUAAAUGGAACAUCAACUGCUGUCGAAAUCAAACCUGAACCGAGUGAUGAAUUAACUUCUAAACGUGAAAUAUCUGAUGAUAAUCUUCCACUUGAUCUUUCAUGUUCAAAAUCUAAACGUUCAUGUCAAGAUGAUUAUUGGACAUCUCAACAUCCUCAAGCUGCAUAUCCAUUAACAAAUAAUAUGGAUCAAUUUCAAGAAUUAAAUGAUCUUGCUACAGCUGCUAUAUUAUUAAAUAAUAUAAAACAUGAACAAACAAAUCUCAAUACAUCACAAAAAAGUAUACUUGAUUUAACAAAUACAAAUUUACAAAAUUUAAUUUCGAAUCAAUUAAUGCCAUCAUUUAAUUAUUCAUCACCAAUUAAACAAGAAUCAUCUACAACGAAUUUUAAACAAAUUGAACAAUCAAUUAGAGAAAAAUUUCAAUAUCCACAACCAUUACCUAUUCCCGAUGAUGUUCAAUCUGGUUGGUGGUUAAUUCAAACACCUGAAGAAUUACGUUUAUUAAUAAAAUCUUUAGCUAAACGUGGUCAACGUGAAAGAUAUUUAUGUCGUAUGCUACAACGUUAUUCUGAUGUUAUAACAAAUUCAAUGUCAAAUAUAAAACUUGAUAAUUCAUCUAUAUUAACUGAAAAUGAAGUUGAUAAUGAGAAUGAUGAUCAACAACAAAAUUUGAAUGAUUUUAUUGAAAAUGAGAAUCAAAAUUUUGAUGAUACACAUGAAAUGGAUGUAUUAAAUGAAAUAUAUAAUUUAUCUGAUCGUAUUAUUGCAUCAAGUCUUCAUUGUCGUUCAUAUGAUAUAAAUUCUACACGUAAACGUUUAACAUAUUCGGAUAUUCAAGCUAAAGGUACAGAUAUUCUUGAUGAAGCAAAACAUUUAUUAACUGAUAUUGAACGUAAUAUUGAACGACGUUAUUUAAAACAUCCAUUUGUUCGUAAAUAUGAAAUAAAUCUAUCAUCAUUAAAUCGUAUUAAUCAAAAUAGUACAUAUCAUCAUACACAAGAAAAUUCAACCAAUGAAAUCGUAUCAUCAUCGAAAUUUGAUGAAGUACCACAACAACUUGAACGUUGGAGACGUACAGUUAAUGAAUCACGUACACCAGCACAAUUAGCAUUAUGUUUAACACAAUUAGAACGAUGUAUUGCAUGGGAAAGAUCAAUAAUGAGAGUUUAUUGUGAAAUAUGUAAUUCCGAUGUUGAUGAAGAAAAAUUAUUAUUAUGUGAUGGAUGUGAUCAUGGUACACAUACAUAUUGUUUUAUACCACCCAUGUCAUUUAUACCACCAAAUGAUUGGUAUUGUUAUGUUUGUAUUGGAAAAGCGAAAGGUGAAAAUUUAUGUUUUGUUUGCGGUAAUAAAGGUGAUAAUCAAUUGAAUCGAUGUGAACAUUGUGGAAAAUUAUUUCAUGAAGAAUGUUUAAAAAAUGCUAAACAACAACGAGGAAAAUGGUUAUGUGUUUUAUGUACAGCUAAUGAUAGUACGGCAUUAAUAGCAAGUUUAACUGCUGGAAAUAAUAAUACGAAAUGGCAAAUGGGUCGUCAAACAUCUCGUUCGACAAAUACAUCAGCGAAUGCUACAAAUAAUUCCACAUUAAAAUCUCGUCAACCAUCGAUUAGUUCAACGACUUCUGUAACAAAUACCAAUGGUGAUUCAUUAAAUAAUUCAUCUUCAUCAAAUCGUAAUCGUUCAAAUAAUACGAAUAAUAACAAUAAUAAUAAUAAUAAUAAUCGUAAAUCAAAACCUCGUAAUAGUUCACAUAAUAUUGAAAGUUCAAUUUUACAAGAAUCACAUUCAAAUUCAUCUCAUACCGAUGCAAUAACAAUGAGUAGCCUUAAUGAAUCAUCAUCAAUUCAAUCACCGUUAAAUACUGCUGAUAUCGAUGAUGAUGAUGAUGAUGAUAAUAUUCCAUCACCAACCAUGGGCGGUACAAAUAAUAACAAUAAUAAUAAUAAUAAUAAUAAUACAUCAAAGAAAAAACCAUCUCGAAAAUCAAAACCUAAUACUGAUAAUAAUGAUAUAAAAGCUUGCAGAAAUAUUCUAAAUGAAUUAUUAAAAAAUGAUGCAUCAUGGCCAUUUCAAACUCCUGUUGAUGCUAAACAACAUCCGGAAUAUUAUGAAUGUAUAAAAACUCCAAUGGAUUUUGCUACAAUGAAAAAGAAAAUGCGUAAUCAUCAAUAUACAAAACGUGAUGAAUUUUUUAAUGAUGUACAAUUAAUAUUAAAUAAUUGUGAAUAUUAUAAUGAAGAUGAUAGUCCAGUUGGUGAAGCUGGUCAUGGUUUACGAACAUUUUUUGAAACACGAUGGGCAAAACAAUUUGGUUAA